Molecule: messenger RNA, 421 nt
Organism: Ipomoea triloba (trilobed morning glory)
Lineage: Eukaryota; Viridiplantae; Streptophyta; Magnoliopsida; Solanales; Convolvulaceae
Product: proteinase inhibitor PSI-1.2-like
Exons: 2
Coding region: 33-269 (78 amino acids)
Molecular function (GO): serine-type endopeptidase inhibitor activity
Source: RefSeq, a predicted model, not a curated record
GCUCAACCUAAACAUCAUACAUCUUUUCGAUCAUGGCUAGUAGCAAAGUUGGUUUCCUCGCUCUCCUUGUUUUGGGAAUUCUUGUGAUGGGGAGCAAUGUGGAACAUGUAGAGGCCCAAAUCUGCCCUCAAUUCUGUGAGGCGGAUCUAGAGUACAAGAUAUGCCCUCCAAGCAAGGAAAAAAUCAGAGACAUAUGUGAAAAUUGCUGCACAAUAGGAAACUCCGGCUGCCAACUCUACCGCAAGGAUGGAUCUCCUAUCUGUGCUUGAUCAUAUCUUCCUUGCUUCUUAAUUAAUUCAACGCAAAAUUAAAAUAUAAUCAACCAUAUCUUCACAAAUAUAUGCAUUUUCUAUACAUUUUUAAUUAAAUAAUAAUUAUUAUGGUUGUACUAUGAAUUGUUGUUUCAAUAAAUGAAUAAUAA